AUGAUAAUACCGUAUCCCUAUUACCGUAUUAUUACCGUACCUCUUAUUACCGUACCUCUUAUCACUGCACCUCUUAUCACCGAAACUCUUAUCACUGCACCUUUUAUUACUGUACCUCUUAUCACUGCACCUCUUAUCAUCGAAACUCUUAUCACUGCACCUUUUAUCACUGUACCUCUUAUCGCCGUACCUCUUAUCACUGCACCUCUUACCACUGUACCUCUUAUCACCUUACGUCUUAUCACUGCACCUCUUAUCACUGUACCUCUUAUCACCGCACCGUUAUAG
Brugia pahangi is the source of this 288-nucleotide messenger RNA. NCBI's taxonomy places the organism in Eukaryota, Metazoa, Nematoda, Chromadorea, Rhabditida, Onchocercidae. The record is from the annotation of a GenBank genome assembly.